UAGGCAACAAGCUGUGAUGAUGUGAUGACAGCGUGUGACAGUAUUCUGCAGCUCACCUGUUAGCUCCCCAACCACUUUAAAGUCUUAUUGUUCGACGGUGCUGUUGAUAGUGAUCCUUGAACCAUAUCAAAACUGGCGACCUUUAAACAGAGACAACCUGAGAUUCUCUGACUAUUGAGAACUUAUCACCGUAAGUAGAGAAAGGCUGACAACUUACCAGGGCAACAGGGAAAAUACUUCAACAUGGAGACGUCAUUGAAGGUCAUUUGUUACACUUUCAUUCAUACAAUAACGAACGAUUCUAAAUAUGCCGAUUAUGUCUUUUCAGAACGUUGAUUUUGUCAUGAUAAUUCAUAUACACACUCCCCAGAAUCUGUAUGAACAAAUAAUCCAAAAGGUCAGUACUACAUUAUCUUGUAGCUAUAAUUUAGUAGGUCCUUAGCGAUAACGUUGAGACUGCUUAUUCGUGUAACUUUACCUCUUACCGUAGGUCGGUAACUACAAGGUCGGAGAGGAACUGGGGAGGGGAGCUUUCGGCCGAGUAUAUAAGGCUUGUUCUGUGGACCGUGAUCCAGCGAAGAUCUGCGCUGCAAAGAAACUGCCUAUAGAGUUAGAGCGCCAAAUGGAUGAAGCCAUUGGAGAACUAAAUACCUUAGAAAACCUUAAACACCACGACCAUAUCGCCCAACUUAUUGGGCACGAAGUGGUAUUCACCCCUCCUUCUUGUAUUUGGCUUUUUCUCGAAUUCUGUGAAGGUGGUACACUUGGUGACUACGUUUUCCGCAACCCACAAAAUGUUGCCGCAAAACGCCAGUUGACAUUCCAACUGGCGGAUGCUGUAGCGUUCCUCCACAGCCAGCAUAUCGUCCACAGGGAUCUGAAACCGCAGAACUUGAUGAUAAAAGACAAGACUAGCCCCGAGUCCCCAAUUCUGAAGGUAGUGGACUUUGGCCAGGCAACUGUAUGUGACCGUUUAGAUCCGACUAAGGUGCACGAGUACUUUACGGGGUCCCUGGGGGGAACACCCUACUACAUCGCUCCCGAAGCUCUGAGAGGCCACAACUGGACCACCGCAGUUGACAUAUUUUCGAUGGGGCUUAUAGUUUGGGCAAUGUUCGACAAUCUCAAUGCAGUUAGCAAUGCUGGCCAGGAGCCAUAUCUUGCCCCGUUUGUAAAACGUCCGUCAGGUUACCCAGAGGCAAUAGGCACCGUUCUGGCGCGGGGUGGAAGCGUAGACCAUAAUGUAGUGAUGAAAAACGAACCGAAGCGCCGAAACCUUGUCUUCAUGAUGAUAGACGCAGACUAUAAGAAAAGGCCUACUGCUGACGAUGUCUUCAAUAACCUAAAGCUCGUUGAGGAUCAAAAUGACCAAAACGAGUCGUACCAAGGGUCAGGAAAUGUGGACACCGGUCCGAAUGUAGCCACAAGUCAGAACGAACGGGAACCAAAUCCAUGCUUGCAAAUAUUUGCUACCAUCUUCCUUUCUCUUCUAUACUGCCUUAUUCAACUUUUUAAAGCCGUUGUCUUAAUCAUCAUCACCAUCCCGUUUGUGCUGGCCCUGAUACUGCUAUUAUUUUGCGCUUUCUUCAUGUCUUUCUGCUACAUUUGCUGCAAUGAUAACAAAUGCAUAACCUACAUUGUGAAGUUUAAGAUGGUUCCACCUGCUUUUGAUUAUUACAAGAACAUCUGCUCUCGUGUGAUAAAUUUCCAAAAAUCAUUUCCACCAUGCAAAUGACCAAUACUUGCUUCCCUCAGACCAUUAUGAAAAUGUAUUCCGGUUAUGUAAAUGACUUGCACAUCUUCAUAACUUACACAGGUCACAAUGUCAACAAUUAACUCAUGUACUUCUUAGAAGAAUUAUGACACUUUCACAUGUCAUUAGGGACUUAUUUGCAUAAAUGGUAUAUGCUAGUC
Messenger RNA from Branchiostoma floridae (Florida lancelet), 1914 nucleotides. RefSeq names its product serine/threonine-protein kinase pdik1l-A-like. The transcript is spliced from 2 exons. The record is from RefSeq and is a predicted model, not a curated record. Gene Ontology annotation, biological process: peptidyl-serine phosphorylation; autophagy. NCBI's taxonomy places the organism in Eukaryota, Metazoa, Chordata, Leptocardii, Amphioxiformes, Branchiostomatidae. Gene Ontology annotation, molecular function: protein serine/threonine kinase activity; ATP binding. Bases 623 to 1735 code for a protein of 370 amino acids. Gene Ontology annotation, cellular component: cytoplasm.